UGGAACUGAAAGAGAGAGAGAGAGAGAGAGAAUUGAAGAGAGAAAGAGGAAAUCAUCAAAUGAUCAAAAGCCUCUCAACGCUCUCUUUCAUUGAUUUCACUUUUCCAUCUCUCGUGCGCCACUUCUGUUAUGGAUCAAAUGUAGAGAAAUUUUCGUGACCUAGAUUUUUCAUUUCAGGAACAAGAAGAACAAGAAGGAGAAAUUCAACUUCUGUCUGGUUCUCUGAAACUCGGGAGGACCUGAUAGGGAGAUGAACAAGGAUCAGCGACCGGAACCUCUUGAUUUCUUCAUUUGGACUGUUGAGGAUGUUGGUUUGUGGUUGGAAGAAAUAAGUCUUGGAAGCUAUCGCCAGAUUUUUAAAGAAAAUGGGGUCAAUGGGGAGUAUCUUGAAGGCAUGUCAAUGUUCACAACUGAACAGAUUCUAAGGUUUAUCAGACGAUGCCAUAUGAAAUGGGGAGACUUCAUUACACUUUGUAAGGAACUCCGACGAAUUAAAGUGGCUUGCUUGAAAGGGGAGCAAAAGGUACGUCGACCAUGGUGGGCACCGUCGUGCCUCUCUAUGGUGUUUCUCAAGAUGGCUAAGCGUAACAGACAAUGUCGAGUUGUUUCCUUGAAGCUGGAACCAUAGAAACAAGAUCAUCUUAUUUGUACGCCCUCAUGUAUUUCCUUUUAUGCGUGAAGAAUAUAAAGGUAGGGAAGAAACAUAUUAGUUUACCUUUUCUAAAAAAAUUGAAUCAGUCGAUAUUGCUUUCCCCC
This is a messenger RNA of Cucurbita pepo subsp. pepo (vegetable marrow), 756 nucleotides long. RefSeq lists its product as uncharacterized. Gene Ontology annotation, molecular function: protein binding. Lineage: Eukaryota; Viridiplantae; Streptophyta; Magnoliopsida; Cucurbitales; Cucurbitaceae. The record is from RefSeq and is a predicted model, not a curated record.